AUGGGAUCUCAAGUUGAACCACUCGCUGUACUGGUAUCCACCCGGGCAGUACUCACCCUCGAAGACGACAGUCUAAUCCUCUCCCCAGCAACCAUUACCAUCUCCCCGACCUCUGGCAAGAUCAUAGCCAUCGUCCCAACAAUACUACCAGCAAGCUCUUUUCCGUCUUCGGUAGCAUAUAUUGACCAGUCCCCAAAACUUUUACUGCCUGGGUUAGUCGACGCUCAUGUUCAUCUCAAUGAGCCCGGCAGGACAGAAUGGGAGGGGUUCAAUACGGGCACGCGAGCUGCCGCAUCUGGUGGUGUCACCACUGUCAUUGACAUGCCCCUGAACGCUAUCCCACCCACCACGACCGUCGCAAACUUUCAAGAGAAGCUCAGGGCAAGCAUAGGACAGUGCUGGGUCGACGUGGGCUUUUACGGCGGUGUGAUCCCAGGCAACUCACAAGACCUCCUUCCUCUGGUGGACGCUGGCGUCCGUGGGUUCAAGGGUUUCCUGAUCGACUCUGGAGUCGACGAGUUCCCAGCCGUGUCAUCAAAGGACAUUGCCCUGGCGAUGAAGGCGCUCAAGGAUGCGCCGACGACGCUCAUGUUCCACGCAGAAAUGAUUCCACCCAUCGCAGACAGCGUCGGCGACUCGGUCCAAUCGUCAGAGCCACCGCUUGCACCCAAGGGCGAGCUGACCUCGUACAGCACGUUCCUCGAAUCGCGCCCGCCCGUGUUUGAGACGUGCGCCGUGAGCGAGAUCCUGAGCAUGACGGACCUUGCGCCCGACCUGCACUUGCACAUUGUGCACCUGUCGGCGACCGAGUGCAUACCUCUACUGCGCGAGGCGCGCAGAAAGGGCGUCAACGUCACGGCCGAGACGUGCUUCCACUACCUGGGUCUGGCGUCGGACGACAUCGAGGACGGCGACACGCGCCACAAGUGCUGCCCCCCUAUCCGCAGCAAGACCAACCAGGACGGCCUGUGGAGCGAGCUGGUGCGGGCCGCCGAGCACGACGGCGUCAUCAAGACCGUCGUCAGCGACCACUCACCUUGCACACCCGAGCUCAAGCUCCUUCCCAACCACCUCGCGCCGCCACCCGCGAGACCGCCAUUCCCGCAUCACUCGGAUUCGGGCAUCGACGUGUCGUUCAGCCCGACCGAGAAGAGCAAAAAGCUAGAGGCGAGGAGCGUCGUCGGCGGCGGCGGCGGUGGCAGCGACGCGCCGGUGCACACGGCCCAAGGCGACUUCUUCGCGGCGUGGGGAGGAAUCUCGUCGGUGGGGCUGGGGCUCCCGAUCCUGCACACCAUGGCGACGCGGCGGGCGCGGCAGGGCCUCGAGGCGCCGACCAUCGUCGAUAUGGUCCGGCUGACGAGCCAGGCCACGGCCAAGCAGGUGGGACUGGCGCACCGCAAGGGCGGGCUCAGGGUCGGCAUGGACGCCGACGUGUGCGUGUUUGACGACGCGGCCGAGUGGGCCCUGCGCAGCGGCGACAUGAGGUGGAAGAACAAGUGCUCACCCUGGGAAGGGCACGAGUUCAAGGGCAGGGUCCUGGAGACCUGGGUCAGGGGUCACAAGGUGUUUGAGUACGGUGGCAAGAACGGCAGCUUCGUCGGGGGCGAACCGGUCGGAGAGGCCAUUGUUGAGAAGAGGACUGCAUAA
Messenger RNA from Pyricularia grisea, 1647 nucleotides. RefSeq lists its product as uncharacterized. Gene Ontology annotation, cellular component: cytoplasm. Gene Ontology annotation, molecular function: allantoinase activity. The transcript has a single exon. NCBI's taxonomy places the organism in Eukaryota, Fungi, Ascomycota, Sordariomycetes, Magnaporthales, Pyriculariaceae. The record is from RefSeq and is a predicted model, not a curated record. Gene Ontology annotation, biological process: purine nucleobase catabolic process. Bases 1 to 1647 code for a protein of 548 amino acids.